GGUGAUAUUUUAGCAAAUUGUCCAAAUGAAAAAGAGAUCUUUUAACAGAAAAUCAAAAAGUUUCCAUUUAUGGUCAAUCGUACUACUCCCUCAGUUCCAAGCAAGGGGUGGCCUCUCAAUUUCCCACUCCCACAAACUUUCCCAUCACUCUGCAAAUUUUCUCAUCUCCCAAACACCAAAUGAUCUCCUCAUCCCAAUAUCUCUUCCCCCAAAUCCCUCCUUAUCCCCAUCCACAAACCCUAAUUUUCCUCUCUUUUUCAGUUUCCUAGGUCGUCCUUAUCUCUCCCCAAUACUCCUUUAAACCCAAAAAAAACCAAUUUUAAAAAAAAAAAAAUGCUCAAAAUCAUAAAACGCGGCCACCGCAAAUCCCCAAAACCCGAACCCACCGAUCUCGAGUUCGAACCCGAGUCACAACCCAUCACACUAUCCCUCUCCAUGGAACCCCUUCCUCUUCUCCGAGACGUCGCUGUUUUGGACCGCCCGGCCCUUUUCCUCAAAAAGCUCCAACUCUGCUCCUUCUACUGCGACUUCUCCAACUCUCUCAAAUGGGUUCUCGAGAAAGAGCUCAAGCGCCAAACCCUCAUGGAGCUCGUGGACUUCAUCGACUCCAGUUCGUGCAAGCUCACCGGUCCAAUGCAAGAGGAGCUCAUUCGCAUGGUGUCACUCAACAUCUUCCGAUGCUUGCCUCCGGCCUCGGACUUGCUCGAACCCGACGAGGACGAGCCCUAUCAGGAGCCCUCAUGGCCUCACCUGCAAAUCGUCUAUGAACUCUUGUUAAGGUACAUUGCCUCACCAGAAACCGAUGCUAAAGUCGCUAAACGUUACAUUGAUCACAUCUUUGUGUUGAGGUUAAUGGAGUUGUUUGAUUCUGAGGACCCUCGGGAACGCGAGUAUUUGAAAACCCUUUUGCAUAGAAUUUAUGGGAAGUUUAUGGUUCACAGACCCUUUAUCAGGAAGGCCAUGAAUAAUGUGUUUUAUAGGUUUAUAUUUGAGACACAGAGGCAUUGUGGGAUUGGAGAGUUGUUAGAGAUUCUAGGAAGUAUAAUAAAUGGCUUUGCUUUGCCCAUGAAAGAGGAGCAUAAGCUGUUCCUUGUGAGAGCACUUAUUCCUCUGCACAAACCCAAGUGCAUAUCCGCGUAUCAUCACCAGUUAGCCUAUUGUAUCAUACAGUUUGUUGACAAGGAUUAUAAGUUGGCCGAAUUGGUGGUCAAGGGGUUGUUGAAGUAUUGGCCGGUCACCAAUUGUCAGAAGGAGGUUCUGUUUCUUGCAGAGUUAGAAGAGGUUUUGGAAGCUACGCAGGCUGCUGAGUUUCACAGAUGUAUGCUUCCGCUUUUUAGACAGAUUGGGCGCUGCCUUAAUAGCCCUCAUUUUCAGGUUGCCGAACGAGCUCUUUACUUGUGGAACAGUGAACACAUUGUAAGUUUAAUUGCUCAGAACCGGAACGUGAUAUUGCCAUUAAUCUUUGAAGCAUUGGAGAAAAACACGCAAGGUCACUGGAACCAGGCUAUCCAUGGGCUGACAGCCAAUGUGCGACGGAUGUUCCAGGAAAUGGACCCAGAAUUGUUUGAAGAGUGUCAGGAACAAUAUUUAGAAAAAGAAACAAGGGCCAGAGAAAUGGAAGAGCAGCGAGAAUUGACUUGGAAGAGAAUAGAAGCAGUGGCGGCAACUGCAGGGGGAGAGGAUAUGGUAUUGGUUAGUUAAUUAAAUAUAGGACACAAACAACUCAAAGUUUUCACUUAAAUGGCUUUUUUUUUUUGUUCCUUUUUUUUUUUUCAAACUUGUUUCAAUGUUGAAGUCCUACCAAGGCUAUGAAAUAACUUGGAAAGGAGUAAAAUAUAAACGUUGUAACAAGGUGUAAUGAAUGUCAUGGAAGAUUGUGAAUGCUUGCGAAGAUUUUGCCA
This is a messenger RNA of Prunus mume (Japanese apricot), 1901 nucleotides long. RefSeq names its product serine/threonine protein phosphatase 2A 57 kDa regulatory subunit B' beta isoform. Gene Ontology annotation, cellular component: protein phosphatase type 2A complex. Gene Ontology annotation, biological process: signal transduction. Lineage: Eukaryota; Viridiplantae; Streptophyta; Magnoliopsida; Rosales; Rosaceae. Gene Ontology annotation, molecular function: protein phosphatase regulator activity. The record is from RefSeq and is a predicted model, not a curated record.